UAUUGUUAGCAUCCUUUAUAUUUGUACAAAAUGAAGUAUUAACCAGACCUGCUUCAUGCGAGGAUGUUUACGUUGGCAGCUCGAUUUUCAUUCUUUAAAAUUUGUAGGUUUAAAAGAUCAAUUUCAACUUUGACUAUGUACAAUACAGCGGAUUUGUGCGAUGUCUAUGGCGACCUACUUCAAUAUGCCGAGCCGAUCUUUCGAGAUUUUGGUCAAAAGACUAAAUUUGGUGGCAAAAUAUCGACGGUGAAAUGCCACGAGGAUAAUUCGUUUGUCAAGGCAGCAUUGGCUGAACCAGGAGAGGGAAAGGUAUUAAUAAUAUGCAUUUUAUGUGAUCUGGAAUCGGAAAUAGAAAGUAUGUGCUUAAUUAUUGUAAAGACUUUUAAGUAAAAAAAAUUGAAAAAUUGAAAAAAAAUUUAUUUUUUUAUUUUAUUUUUCUUUUUUUUUUACUUUUAUUACUUUUAAGGCUUUUUACUUUUUUUUCUUAAAAGAAUUUCAUUUAUAUACAAAAAGGCAAAAAUAUAUCAGUCAGAACAUUUUGGCAUUUUGCUACAUGUUUUUGUAGCAAAAUUGGCAUAUGCCACGUUUCUAUAAAUCUGCUUCUACCAAUUUUUCAUAAAACUGAUUUUUUUCAAGGUUUUAGUUGUUGAUGGAGGUGGGUCGAUUAGAAGAGCUCUACUUGGCGACAAUGUUGCAGCCACUGCACUCAAAAACAACUGGAGUGGUGUAAUAAUCCACGGAUGUGUACGAGACAUAGCUGAACUUGAAAAAAUAAACAUUGGAAUAAAGGCACUUGGUUCGAUUCCUCGAAAGACUGAGAAGAAGAAUGUUGGUUCGAGAGAUAUCCCAGUGACAUUUUCUGGUGUUACAUUUAGACCUAACGAAUAUGUGUAUGCCGAUAGAGAUGGCAUUGUAGUGUUGGAUAAAAAGCUUAUAUUAGAAGGAAAAUUGUAAUGAUUAAAUUUAUGAUGUAAAAUUCUGUAGCAGUUUUAUUGAAUCAUGCAUUUAUUUAGCAGUAUUUGUCAGCAAAAAUAUGUUAAUGCAGAAAAUUUUUUAAUAAUUCUAUAAUGAUAAAUUUAUGGGGG
This is a messenger RNA of Paramuricea clavata, 1085 nucleotides long. Lineage: Eukaryota; Metazoa; Cnidaria; Anthozoa; Malacalcyonacea; Plexauridae. The record is from the annotation of a GenBank genome assembly.